AUGUCUGUUACAAACUUGAAAAUAACUGAUGAGAAAAUACCCUUAAAUCACAGCUUUGGAAAGGAGAAAACUGUAAGACAUAUUGGUUAUUUCUCUUCAUCAUACUCUGUGAAAAAAAUUCAGGUUGGAAUCUGUCUGCUUCUGGUGGAGCUGUGUGAGAAGUCCACUUUAUUUGAAGUCAUCUGUAAUAUGAUCACUUUUUGCACCAUCAAGCUUGGCUAUCGCAACUACCAGGCAGCCAUUUCGAACUUGUGCUUUGUCGGAACUUCAAUACUCACCCCUGUGUUUGUGGGAUGGCUUGCUGAUGUCUGUCUAGGAAGAAACAAACUGGAAUAUAGUUGCUUAUUUCUACAUUUUCCAGGCACUGCUUUGUUAUCUGUGGUUGCUUUUCCCUUGGAAGAUUUCUAUGUAGGUACUUACCAUCUGAUUAACAACAUACCAAAAAAGGAGCAGAGCAGGCUGUUUUAUGUAGCAAUGUUGGCCGUCUGCCUCGGCGCGGGAGGAAUAAGAGCCAUUGUUUGUCCACUGGGUGGUUACAGCCUUCAGGAGUACGGAUCAUAGAAACGAAUGUCUUUUUUUAACUGGUUUUAUUGGAUCAUAAACCUAAAUGCAACUGUUGUCUUUCUGGGACUAUCUUACAUCCAGCACUCAGGGGCCUGGGCCCUGGUUUUACUUAUUCCUUUUAUGUCUACACUUAUGGCUCUGAUAACUCUUCAUAUGAUGCACUAUAGCCUGAUCUAUCAACUAGAAAAAUGUAAUUGCUCCCUCCUGACAACCUUUGGGGUGUUUAUUAAUGCACCGAAAACAUGCUGUCUGCAAUAUUGCCACCUUGGCAGAGACAUGACAAGCUGGUUAGACCAUGCCAAGGAAAAUGGUGGCUGCUAUAGUAAACUCUAUGAAGAAGGCACAAAAGUGUUCUUGACCCUUCUCCUUCUCUUCGUUUUUCAGCUCCUAUACAGAAUGUGCAUUAGGCAGAUUCCUUCAGGAUAUUAUCUGCAGACCAUGAAUUCCCACCUGAAUUUGGAUGGAUUUCUUCUGCCAAUUGCAGAUAAUGUCGUCUGCAUCCUACCACUGUUAAUUCUGGCUCCUUUUAUGGAGUAUUUCAGCACCUGCCUAUUUCUCUCUAAGAGAAAUGGAUCAUUUCUGUCGGCAUGCAUUAUUCCUGGAAAUCUUUCUGCUGCGUUGUCUGUGAUGAUAGCUGGCUUCUUUGAAAUACAUAGGAAACACUUCCCUCCAGUGGAACAGCCACUUUCAGGCAAGGUUCUCACGGUUUCCUCCAUGUCCUGUUUCCACAUGGUUUUUCAGUAUGUUUUACUUGGAGUGGCUGAAACACUGGUCAACCAAGCCUUCUCUGUAAUAUUAUAUAGAUUUGCUCCAAGUACCAUCAGAGCCUCUAUGAAUUUUUUGACACUAUUCAAUGGAUUCGGCUGUUCCACAGGGGCACUGCUGGUGGAGUUGGUGUACUUGGUGCCGGAUACUGGCAAUUGGUUUCCAAACACAUUAAACAAAGGCAAUUUAGAAAGCUUCUUCUUCUUCUUGGCAUCAUUAACGUUGUUGAACGUCUUGGGAUUCUGGAGUGUUUCACAAAGAUAUUGUAAUCUAAACCAUUUUAAUGCCCAGAACGUCAGUGGAAGUCAUCUCGAAGAAACAUUUCUCCUCCAUGAAAAGUCUCUGAAAUUUUAUGGCAGUACACAGGAAUUUUCUUCAAGUAUUGAUCUUUAGGAGACAGCCCAAUGA
Diceros bicornis minor is the source of this 1737-nucleotide messenger RNA. RefSeq names its product solute carrier family 15 member 5 (gene SLC15A5). The record is from RefSeq and is a predicted model, not a curated record. Gene Ontology annotation, biological process: transmembrane transport. Lineage: Eukaryota; Metazoa; Chordata; Mammalia; Perissodactyla; Rhinocerotidae. Gene Ontology annotation, molecular function: transmembrane transporter activity. Gene Ontology annotation, cellular component: membrane.